Molecule: messenger RNA, 1073 nt
Organism: Puccinia graminis f. sp. tritici CRL 75-36-700-3
Lineage: Eukaryota; Fungi; Basidiomycota; Pucciniomycetes; Pucciniales; Pucciniaceae
Exons: 6
Coding region: 167-691 (174 amino acids)
Source: RefSeq, a predicted model, not a curated record
AUGGAUCGCUCAUCGCCAGCUGAAUCCUCCUUUCCUGACUCCCUCCACUGCUUCGUCCAUCUCCAUCCAUCCCAACUUCUCCUCUUUCUCCCCCUCCCCUCUUAACUAAACUGUCAUAGAACCCGAGCAGUUAGACAAGCCUAAACACUGAGCUAUCAAGAAGACCAUGGACGACCCAGUCAAAGAACUUGCCAAUGUUGUUCGAUCGAUCACGGAGCCAUUUGCAGCUGCCGAGAUAGCCAAAAACGUUGACAAAUACUUUACCGAGGACGCUUUUAUCAUGUAUCCUAUGUUCAACCAGCCCCGCACGCCCCAUGGAAGAGCCAACCUUAAGGGGAUCUAUAAGCUACUUCGCGUCUUCUCCGUCAACAACAAGAUCGAAUUCCAUGCGCUCAUGUUCAGUGAAGACCGUCUCAAUGCGACCGUUGAUCUUACAGAAACUCUCGAGGCUAGAUUCAUCCCUUGUCUCAAAGCCAAGCUCCACUUCAUCACGAGAGUCGACAUGCGCAAGGAAAGCGACGGGAAGUAUAGGAUAAGCCGCCAAGAAGACAAUUAUCCAAACGACCUCAAGCGAUCCGGGAUCCCGCUCUUUCUGAUCCCCACUCUCACCGCAACGUACAAGAUCGUCGCUGGCACGAUAAUUAGUUGUGUGGGAAGGUUCCUCCUCGAGAAAGGAUUGCUUGGCCCGUAAUCGACAGACAAUUCUCUUUUGUCUUCUGUCACUUCUUCCAAUUAGAGGAAAAACCUAGACAAAAGACAGCUUUAUGUCAUGUAUAUACAGCUUCUUUUUUUUUCUCAUAGGCUUCCAGUUCAUUGCAUUAAUAAGCUUGAAAUAUGGUUUUAGAAAAGCUUGGUCAAGUUUUUGAAUCUUCUUCCCCAUACUACAUGUUACUGAAGUUUCUAAUACAUAGCCUCACUUUAUUUUCUUCCUGUGUAUGCAGAAGUGAUUGCUUGAGAUGAGUAGAUGGUCCAAAGUUGUAUUAAAACGUUUUUUAAAGAAUUCAAAUUGAAAUGUUCAUGAUGAGAACGAGAUGUCCAAUAAAAUAUUUCCAGAUUUGAUGGAAACACAGCAA